Salpingoeca rosetta is the source of this 6256-nucleotide messenger RNA. RefSeq lists its product as uncharacterized. The coding region runs from base 630 to 5669 and encodes 1679 amino acids. Lineage: Eukaryota; Choanoflagellata; Craspedida; Salpingoecidae. Gene Ontology annotation, molecular function: GTPase activator activity. Gene Ontology annotation, biological process: regulation of small GTPase mediated signal transduction; activation of GTPase activity. Gene Ontology annotation, cellular component: cytoplasm. The record is from RefSeq and is a predicted model, not a curated record. The transcript is spliced from 16 exons.
CGCAAGCGCACACACGAGGAAAAAGUCGUGUUGUUUGUCACAGGGGUGUUUGACGGCGACUCCUGCCUGCUUGCUGCCCACGUUGGUACACCCUUCACACACCACCGCCCACACACCACCCAGCACCCGGGCACCUUCCCCUGGUCACCUUCCCCAAGGGAGCGAAAAUUUCGGAAGCUGUGUGUCAGGGCUGACACUAUUGACAGCGCUAACUACAACCUUUUCUCUGCUGCCUACCAGCCGUUUUUCCGUCCAGCCUCCCUAUCUAACUGUCGGUUGCCCCCGGGUCUCGACUUCCUUCUUCUUCUCCAUCAUCUUCUUCGCCUUCCUCUCCUCUCUUUCCCCUACCUCUCUCUCCUCUCCUCUGCACUUUGCAUCACAGCCACUGUGUCCUCCCACAGCAACAGCAGCAGAGUGGUCGGAUCACCUUGUGGCUUCCUCCCACAGCGUGUUGGCGUGCGUGUGUGGCUGCCGAGUAAGCAUAGCGAGCGAGUCGGUGAUCGACACGCAACGGGUACAACACAAAGAGGAAGGAAACAAGCGAGGGCACGCAUCCGUCUGCUCCUGCUCCGCCUCAGCAACAGCAACAGCAACAGCAGCAGCGAACAGCAACACACUUUUUUCUUCAGAUGACAUCCAAGAGCUUGGACGCGGUCCAGCAGAUGGGGUCCACACCCCAGCAACUGCCCUGGUCACCGCAAAGCUCACGCAAGCACACCGACGACAAGCUUCCUUCUGACAACACCGACCCUCAACCCAAGAAGGAGCACAAGCUUCGAGGUCUGAUGCGCAAGUUUCGCCGCAGCACCAACAACAACAGCACCAGCAACAGCGGCGGUGGUGGUGCGGAGAGAAACGCGUCUGCAUCACAAGCGGACAGCGAUGGCCUGGUGCCAUCCCCUGCAUCGUCCGAGCUCACCCUCAGCACGACGGUGAGUGCAAGCACAGCAUCAACCGCCAACGGCAACCACGGGGACGGCAGCGGAAACCCGACGCUAGCGCAACUCAAAGCCUCGCGGCGUCGACAGCACGAGAGCGCAAUGGCCUCCGCUGGUGUUGGCGAGGGCGCGCCGCUGGAGCUCAAGUCCCUCGGGCGGGAGCUGCACCGCCACAAGGUGGCCGCUACCCCGCUGGCCGAUGUGGCAAACAUCGUGCACGAGCGCAGGCUUGUUGGCGGUGAGGCAACCGACACGUCGACCAUGAGCAUCGGUGUGGAGGACCUGAGCUGGGAGGAGGAGCCUGGCGCCUUUCUCCGCGACCUCCUUCACCAGCAGCAGCAGCAGUGUGAUGAGCACCAGAAGCAGGACAACCAGCACCUGUCUGCAAGCGAUGCCGAAGUGGACGGAGACACAUCUGCCACACACACGCCGUCGACAACGUCCCCUGCGUCGCUCCCUGCCCGCUCGCGCCUUCCCGCAGUGGAGGACCACACCGAGAACGGCAGCAACAGCAACAGCAAUGCAGACGCCAGUAACAGCCACAACAGAAGCACCAGCAGCAGCAACACGAACAACAACAACAACAGCAGCAGCAACAGUGACGGCGCGCGGGGGCAGCUCGAGUCUGCCGUCGCCACAGCGGACCUUGAGAUGCUCUCAAGCUGCAACACCAGCCUGGACCACACCAACACCGCAACUACCUCCACCGCCGCAGCGGCAGUGCACACGAACGCCAGCGCCAACGGCACCAUGGUCGUGGUGAACGGCGGUGUUGGUGUUGAGCACAGCGACCACGAGGUUGAGAGCAAUGCCAGCAGCACAGCACGUCAGCACAGGCACGCGCACGUACAUGUAUCCACACACGGCGACAGCACUGAGGAGAGCGACUGCGCGUCGCUCGCAUUUGAGAGCUGUGCGAGCGGGCUUGACUCCGACGAGGAAGGCGUGCGUGAUGUACUGCGGUCUCUGGCGCUCUCAUCUCUGCAGGGAGAUGGUGCACAGCGCACGCGUCGACACGGCAGCCCGCUCGUUGCCGGCGGUGACCUGGUCACGGUGUCCACCGGCGCACCCGUGCACGUACACCAGCACCACCAGCCCGGGGUCGGGCGUGGUGUUGCCGCUGCUGGCAAGGCUGACGGCGCAAACAUGGACGAGCACGAGCAGCGUCGUCAGCGCGCGUUCCUGAUGCGGCUUGACGACGACGACUACGACCUGCACCUGCCGAGCGGGGUGCGCAUGUCGGGCCCGAGCAGCGGCGAUGACACGGAGGCGGUUGCCGACGACAGCACCAGCGACGUGCAGGGCCUCGCCACUGACGCCGACGACGACGUUGAUGACGGCUUUGAUGGCGUGAAACACAGCAACAGCAGCAGCGGUCGUGACGAGGAUGAUGCACGCGCUGACACGGCGUCACACCACAUGCACGCAACGGACCACCACCACCAUCACCACCACCACCACCAUGACGACAGUGACGACGAAUCAGUGCCGCAUGCGGAGGUGUCUGUCCACGAUGCCACCACACACACACCAUUGCACGAGUCGCGGAAACAGCGAACUGUGCAGUCGUUCGAAAGCGACGUGCACGUGUGUGGUGGGUACGUGUCGAGCGAUGGUGAGAGCCGGCCCUCCCUCGGCACGCCUGUGCGAAGCGGGGUUCCAGCCGUCAACGUUUGUCCGCGCAAUGGCGCUGAUGACCAGCAAGCAAGAAAUGACACCAACGACACGAGCGUGCAUGACGAUACCGAAGCAGCAGUGCUCUCCUCGCAUUCAUCACCACAACCAUCAUCACCACCACCAGCAACCGCAUCGUCAGCGACAGCGGCUGCGUUCCAUUCCACCCCAAAGGGCAGCCGCCCCGUUGCACGCGCUCUGUUGCCCGCAGGCAAUGCUGGCAACAAUGAUGACAACAGCGCGGACGACGAUGCUGCGCUGGCAGCGCACCCGACCGACCUCGAGAUGGACACGGCUCUCCUUGAACACGCCCAAGUUGUUGGGCUGCACCCGCUCCCACACCACGACGAGCAACACGUAACCAGAGGCGCUGAUCGUGAUCAUGUUGCCACUGAUGCUGCUCCUGCUUCCAAUGAUGGUGAUGUCACCAUUACAAAUGUGGACGGAGACCAACAGCAGCGGCAGGACCUGAGCAUGAGCGAUUUCAGUUUCUCCAGCCACUUCCGCAGCCACGCAGUCGAGGGUGCGUCCCCCAACACCAGCGGGCUGUCGGCAGCGUCGUCCAUCAUCACCAACGUGGACGCACCGCAUGCGACGGCACGCCACCAGGCACCGGGCCAUGGUGGUUACGCGCACAGCGACGACGACGAAGUGCAGUCAAAUGGCGACGACCACAACACCAUGGACCACGUCAUGGGCCACCCCAUGCAUGCGCCGGACGUGUCGCCCAACAGCCUGUACCGGUUCCACGAGGUUGCGGAGGUGCCGCUGUUCCGGGUGCUGCCACGGCCGUCGAGCAUGGUGCUUGACGAGUCGAUGGCGCGGCACGUGGAGGAGCUGGAGGAGGCCCUCGCCCGGCACAGCGACCGACUCGAGACACAGCGCUCGCCGUUCUAUGCCGGCCACGGCUACGAGUCAACCACUCCGAGAGGCGCGGGGCAGUUCACGUCCAAGCGGUUCUGGCCGUACCCGGUGCCGCAGCACGAGGUCACGCUCCCCUCCCGCGCAAUCGACCCCAUCGACCCCAUCGACCCCGCACACGAGCACACGCACACAGCAGGUGAUGGCGACUAUGCAAACAAGAACGCGCACACCACCAGCGGCAGCGGCAGCGACGGAGAUGCGGGAACCAUCAGCAGGCGCAGCAGCAGCAUCCGAACCAACACCAACACCACCACGAGCGGUGGCAGUGGGAGCGGAAGUGCACCUGUUCACGGCAGCAGCGGCGCUGUUGCGACGGCCAUGCGCUAUCUGCAGGAGUGCAGCACACGUGGCGAGACAGCCUCCCCUGUUGUCAUGCGUGGGUGCGAGGGCUUUGUCCAGCACGCCCGCGGUGGCACCUUUGAUGCACACACCCUCUACAGGUUUAUGGAGAUGGCUGCGCGGUAUUAUCGCACCAAGUUCACGUCGCUGCCGCACUGGAACUUCACCGGCGAACACCAAUCGGAGCCCGUGAUUGUGACAAUUGGGCUGCGCAACGGCGAGCAGAGCAGCCGGGAGGUGCCCAACUUCCUGUGCAUGAUCCGCACCAUUCGUCGCGCGUACAAGGGCGAUGUGCGCCCAGACGAGCUCUCCCCAGCGCCCGAUGCUGCCGAAAUUUGUCGGGUGGCGUUUCCAAAGCUCUCCAUCAGUGGGCUGGAGGCGAUUUGCAGCGAUCACAUGGACGACGUGCGGCAGCGGCUGAUUGCCGUUGACGAGCACAUGAUCAGGGACAGAUUCAAGGUUGCGCUGCUGCACGUGCUGCCGGGACAACUGGACCAGGAUUCCGUCAUGGCAAACACGGCAGAGGAUGACUCACCCGCGUACUCGAAGUUUCUGCACGGGCUGGGCGAUGUUGUUCCGAUAGCGUCGUUUGCGGGCUACAAGGGCGACUUGGAGGGCUUCCGAGAAUCGCUCUACACUGCUUUUGACGAGAAGGAAAUCAUGUUCCACGUCGUCUCAAUGAUGCGCACGCAGCGGCCCCAAUCUGCGGCCGAGAUCCGGCGACUGGUUGGAACGAGCCUUGUCUCCGUUGUGUUUCUGGAGCGCGGUGCGCAUUUCGUUCCGAAGGCAUUUAACUUCCAACUCCUCCAUGUCUUCAUCGUCGUGCAGGAGAGCGAGGAGAUGGCGCUGGACUCCGGUCCGCUGUAUGACAUUCGUGUCGUUUCUCGCGACUCGGUGCCCUGGUUUGACCCUGUCAUCCCUACACAGCCUCUGCCUGCGACCGAAAUGCGGCGUUGGGUUCUCAACAAGAUUGUGAAUGCAGAGCUGGCCAUGCAACAGAGCGGGGCGCUGGCGAAUGUUGCGCGCCAGGCGCGGGAGCAGCAGAUUCGCUCUGCGGUUGCCGACUUCAACGCGUGGAAAUUCUCGGAGCCGAGCACGAGUGUGGAGAUGCAGCACGCCAUCCGCUCGUUUGCCUCGUCAUGCAUCGUCGACGUCAGCGCCCUGCCUUCCUCCGCCCUCUGCCUCCCGGAGAAGUUUGUGCAUGACAUUGCGUUGAACCACGCUGUUGAGCGCGAGAUGCAAGGCCUCCGCUUGUCCGGAUCAGACGCCCGCCCUGCUCCAGCCCGCACCCUCGCAGAGAGCAAGGCGAACCGCUCGAGCACCAUCCAGCGCCGUCGGGACAUUCGCGGCGUUUCUGAGGGCCUCCAGUCAUCGACGUCAACUGCCCCAGCAGGGCACCAUCGCUCGCUGCACCGCGGGCCGGGCUCUGUCAGUUCCAGCUCGCUCGCGUCGGGCGUCUCUGAGGCCAACGGGGGUGUGCUGGUUGAAGGCCGCGGGUUAAAUCUGGACCACAUUGCCACGCUGGACGUGCACGAACAGGUUGGGCGGCUGCGCAAGCUCGUGCUGACGCUUGCAGACGAGAGGGACACACGCACGCAGGAGGUGGAGACGCUGCAGACGGCAAAGCAGGAGCUGAUGGAGAGCAACAUCCAGCUGAGGGCAGAGAUUGCCCGCCUCUCAAAGGCACUGCGAAACAGCAGGGAAAGCUUCGAGCACUGCUACUCUGAGAACGAGCGGUUGGCGCGGAAAGUGGCGGAUCUUGAGCUGGAGCUGAACAUGCCGGCGGAGGUGUAACGCCCACCACACAUAUGCUGCCGCAGUCCUUUUGUCACUGAAUGCAACUACGACCACGAUGCCUGCAGCCACCAUCGCACAUGCCGCCAUUACUAUCCCUCUGCCAUCACCAUCCCCCUUGUCAAAUCCCUCAGAGUGGUGCACCUGUUACUCUUGUCCCGUUCACUGGCUCGCCUGCGUUUGUCACUAUUCGCUUUUGUUCUAUCAACAUUCUCGAUUUCUUGAUUUAGCUGUGUGUUAUUGUCGCCCCAGCUGUACAUACCGACAUUGAAUGCCAGCCCUCCUUCCCCCUUCCUUAUUGUUCCCAAAGUUGCUCUGUCUGCGGUAGGUGGGGUGUGUUUCUGCUUUGUGUGAACUUGUUCGUGCGUGAUUUCAGGGCUGCUUGAUCACUAUCAUACCUGUCCCAAGACUCAGUUCACUGUGCUGUUGUUAAUUGUUGACGUGGGGUUACUCGUGCUUCACUAGCCGUGUUUGCUGUUUUGGCCAAUGUGUCUGUGGUGUCGCUUGUUGCUAGCUCUCUUGUAUGGCUUUGAUGUAUGACGCGUCACGUUCUGUGGACGUGUGCGAUUUGCCCAAUAAAUGCAUCA